Radiomyces spectabilis is the source of this 457-nucleotide messenger RNA. RefSeq names its product DNA-directed RNA polymerase I, II, and III subunit RPABC5. Gene Ontology annotation, cellular component: RNA polymerase III complex; RNA polymerase II, core complex; RNA polymerase I complex. NCBI's taxonomy places the organism in Eukaryota, Fungi, Mucoromycota, Mucoromycetes, Mucorales, Radiomycetaceae. Gene Ontology annotation, biological process: transcription by RNA polymerase I; transcription by RNA polymerase II; tRNA transcription by RNA polymerase III. The record is from RefSeq and is a predicted model, not a curated record. The coding region runs from base 68 to 289 and encodes 73 amino acids. The transcript has 3 exons. Gene Ontology annotation, molecular function: zinc ion binding; DNA binding; DNA-directed RNA polymerase activity.
GUGUCCCAGUUGGGCGUCGUUUCUGUUCAGUUUCCAUCCGUUCACCCACCUCGUCCCAGUAGUUAUCAUGAUUAUUCCUGUUCGAUGCUUCUCAUGCGGCAAAGUCAUUGGUAACAAGUGGGAUACCUACUUGUCGCUUCUCCAGUCUGAUUAUUCGGAAGGUGAGGCUUUGACGGCUUUGGAACUCAAGCGUUACUGCUGUAGACGUAUGGUCCUUACACACGUUGACUUGAUUGAGAAAUUACUGCACUACAAUCCCUUGGAGCGCAGCAGAGGCGAUCGUCGUUAAACAGAUUCCAAUGGGAGAGUACAAGAUUUGGUCGAUUCCAAUGGUUCUCUUUUUUUCUUCUUCUCGAGUCACAAUACCGCAACAAGAAAUUUCUCGUCUUCAUUUACAAUCAUUUUCUCAUUUUUCCCAUGUUAAAUAAAAAAAAAAGAAAUAAUUCAUUUUCAGAGC